AUUUCGAUCUAGGUCACAUUUAUUUAUUGAAAAAAAUCAUAGAUUUAUUAAUCCCAAUAAUAUUUCUUAUUACGAUUUUGCCUUGUGCACUAUAGGAGAAUGUGUUUAAUUCAUUAUUAUUCAUUGAAACACCUCCUUUUUUAAUUUUAUUUAACAGCUAACAGUAUGAAUGUGAUUGGAAUGUCUUUCUAAAGAUGUUUCGAAGCUUAUUUUGAUAGAUCCACCAGCUCAAACUCAGAUCAAACAGGCUCAUAAUAUAGUCUUCAUCCCUUAUAUGGGUAUGAAUUGCCGGGGGAGGUUUAAACAAUAGCUUUACAUACUUGGUUACCGAGAAUCUAAAAAACUGCCAUCUGCUUUGGAAAAGUGGAACAAAAAUACAGGAACUUAUCUAAAAUUGGACAUGCACUGUCCCGAAACAUCGUUUUUAGCUCCAAACAUAAAAACAAGUUAAUUAUAAACAAAAAAAGCGACGUGUUUCUUAAAGGAGAAUUCGAUGAGCUGUGCCUAAUAUAAGAAGCUACUAUAGUAGUAGUAAAAAAAACUAGUAAUAGUAGUUACUAGUAGUAGUACACUGUGACUGUACAGGCUUAGAGUUUAGACUUUAGAGGCUACACUACAGUGAGUAUCAGUGACUUUUACAGUGUAGUGAUGUAAUGUUACAUGUAGAAAAUGUUAAAGUGAAGUGUGUAACGCUAAGUUACUGUGCCUGUGGGGUUUGUUCCCCUCCCCACUAUAAAGUAAAGUCUCUAGGACAGUGUGCUGACAUUGUGGCCCAAUUAAUUGUCCUUGAAAGCUGAUACAUAACACGACUCUACCUUGCUAUAUAACCUAUACAUUAAAACAUCGGAAGAAAGAAAUGGAUCAAACAGAUGUGUUUGCACGGCAAUGUGAAGAACAAGACUUUAAGGUGCCAAACAUAAAAAUUGAGGAGAUUGAAGAUGAAAAAUCAGCCCCGUGUAAACAGGAAAUAGAAAACUAUGCCUGUGCUCAAACUUCAGAUUCGAUCUUAGGAGAUCAGGAAAGUGCUGUAAAGCAAGAGAUAGAAAGGAAUGAUUGUACAACUAGUAAUAAGCCAUGGACCUUAGCUUCAAAACUACUGGAAGUGUCAAUGAAGGCAGAUAACAGACUUAGUCCUGUACCCAUCAUAAUGCCCAAUUCUAAACUGCUUGGAAACAUCCCUGUCCCAGACGUGUCUGUGAGUCCUGUGCCUAACAUAAUGCCCAAUUCUAAACUGCUUGGAAACAUCCCUGUCCCAGACAUGUCUGUGAGUCCUGUGCCUAACAUAAUGCCCAAUUCUAAACUGCUUGGAAUCAUCCCUGUGCUAGAAUUGUCUGUGAGUCCUGUGCCUAACAUAAUGCCCAAUUUUAAACUGCUUGGAAUCAUCCCUGUGCUAGAAUCGUCUGUGAGUCAGGUAUAUGAAAUUGAAUCAGAAAAAGACAUGACUUCAGAAAAUUGUGCACUCACUACAAUCAAAGAAGAGGACAAGAAACAGAACCAUCCUAAUGAGACUAUUGUAGGAACAGAAUCUCCGAUUUCUUCCUGUCAUCAAGGGGAAAAUCACCAUGGUAAAAUAUGGCUGAAAGAAGACUCUGACUCUUCAAGUUUGACACAACACCAAAGGAUUGGUACUGGUGAAAAAACUUUCAAAUGUCAGAAAUGUUUGAAAGAAUUUUAUCGAUCUUCUGAUUUAAAAAAUCACUCGAGGGUUCACACUGCGAAGAAAUGUUUUACAUGUCAGAUGUGCAAGAAAGAGUUUUACACAUCUUCUGUUUUAAAAAGGCACCAACAACGCCAUGGCAGAGAAAAACCUUUCAAAUGUCAAAUAUGUCUUAAAGAGUUUGAUAGGUCAUCUUACUUAAAGAACCACCUGGUCGUUCAUACCGGCGACAAACCUUUCAACUGUCGUAUAUGUUUCAAAGUUUUUUCUAGAUCCUUUGAAUUGAAAAGGCACCAGCGAUAUCAUGUAGGGGACAAAAUUUUCAAAUGUCAAACGUGUGAAAAAGAAUUUACUAGAUCUUCUAGUUUAAAAAAUCACCAGGUGAUUCAUACUGGGGGAAAACAUUUCAAAUGUGAAAUUUGUCUUAAAGAGUUUUAUAAAUCUUGUUUUUUAAAAAAUCACCAGAAAGUUCAUGCCGGACCUUUCAAAUGUCAAAUAUGUCUGAAAGAAUUUCCUAGACCUUAUACUUUAAAAAGGCACCUACUAAUUCAUAAAGGUGAAAAACCUUUCAAAUGUCAAAUAUGUCUAAAAGAAUUUAAUACAUCUUCAGCAUUAGAAAUACACCACAGUAUUCAUACUGGGGAAAAACCUUUCCAAUGCAAAAUAUGUCUAAAAAAAUUCAAGAAACCCACUAGUUUAAAAAAUCACCAGGUGAAACAUACUGCUGAAAAACCUUUCAAGUGUCAAGCUUGUCUUAGAGAAUUUUAUUUAUUUUCAGAGUUAAAAACUCACCAGAGGGUUCAUACUGGUGAAAAACCUUUCAAAUGUCUAAUUUGUUUGAAAGAAUAUUACACAUCAUCAGGUUUGAAAUUUCACCAAAAGAUUCAUACUGGGGAGAAGCAAUUCAAAUGUCAAGUAUGUCUGAAAGUAUUUUUCAGUCUAAGUCACUUCAAAAUGCACCAACUAAUUCAUACUGGUGAAAAACCUUUCAAAUGUCAAAUAUGUCUGAAAGAGUUUACUCAGUCUCAGCAUUUAAAAGGUCACCAGCGAAUUCAUACUGGUGAAAAGCGUUUCGAAUGUCAAAUAUGUCUAAAAGGAUUUUCUCUCUUUGGACAAUUAAAAACUCAUCAGCUUAUUCAUACUGGUGAAAAACCUUUCAAAUGUCAGAUAUGUCUUAAAGAAUUUUCUCAAUCUCAACAUUUGAAAGAUCACCAACGAAUUCAUACUGGUGAAAGACCUUUCGAAUGUCAAAUAUGUCAAAAACGUUUUUCUAGAUCUCAACAUUUAAAACAGCACCAUCUAAUUCAUACUGGUGAAAAACCUUUUGAAUGUCAGAUAUGUCAGAAAGAAUUUUCUCUGUCGUAUAAUUUAAAAAAGCACCAGCGAAUUCAUACUGAUGAAAAACCUUUCAAAUGUCAAAUAUGUCUAAAAGAAUUUUCUGAGUCUUAUAAUUUAAAAAAGCACCAGCGAAUUCAUACUAAUGAAAAACCUUUAAAUUGUCAAAAACAACAUUUAAAAAAAAAUAUCGGUGAAAAACCUUUCAAAUGUCAAAUAUGUCUAAAAGGAUUUUCUCGACCCCAACAUCUAAAAACUCAUCAGCUUAUUCAUACUGGUGAAAAACCUUUCAAAUGUCUGAUAUGUCUUAAAGAAUUUUCUCAAUCUCAAUAUUUAAAAAUACAUCAUCGAAUUCAUACUGGUGAAAAACCUUUUGAAUGUCAAAUAUGUCUAAAAAGAUUUUCAAGGCCUCAACAUUUAAAAAAGCACCAACUAAUUCAUACUUGUGAAAAACCUUUGAAUGGUCUAAAAGAAUUGAAUAGAUCAUCUUCUUCUGAAUUAAUAAAUCACCAGUUGAUUGAAACUGUUGAAUAAACAUUCAAAUCGGUCGACAAGAAUUAGAUAAUUUUAUACAAACAAACAGCAAUAUAGUUUGAUCACUAUAAUUAUUAGUGAGAAAAAUUAAAAUUUCAAAAACAAUUUAUCAAAAGGGAAUUAUCUAGUUCUUCAGAUUAAAAACAAAUAUACCAGCUGUCAUUAAGAGCAGGGAAAAACAAUAAAUGUGUUGUGGCAUCUCAGAGAUUGAUAAGUUUCUGUGGGCAAUACAGUACAGAAGUUGCAAAAUAUUGCACAAAAUGUAUCAAUGAUGACCUGAGAGGUAUGAUGCAAAACAAUUCAUUUGGCAACAAUUGUAAUGGUAAAAAUUUAGGUGACAGAAGUGGAAAAUAAAUUUUUUUAACUGCCAUUUCUUCAUAAGAAAGAUUUCCUAAAAAAAAAAAGUACAAACCCUUUAGUUAACACAAAGUUGAGGUCAUAGACCUGUUGAACAAUGUUGAAGGCAGAUCCAAUCGAACUCUUCUUUAUCGUGGUCAAAAACAAGUCAACAAAACUGAUUAAAUUAGCAUCAUCUUCUGAUAUCAGCUCCAUAUCCAAAUGAAUUAUAAACCAAGCCAUUUCUGGGAUUUCAUUUCUGUAGUAUCUGCUUUAGGCUGCUGUCCCUGCCUGCCUCUGUCUCUGGAGGGGGGUUAUGAGCUAGGAUGUAGAUCUAAUAAUCAAAUCCAAGACAAAUUUACCUUCAUUAGUUGUCUGAAAAUAAACUGCGAUUCCCUAAUUAUGUGUGGACUUCAUUCAUUACGUUACAGAACAAUAGCUAUCAUGCAAGGCUUUAACCAAUAUGCUCGUUAGGUUUACUGUGCAAACCACAAUUUAUGUAAAAUAACUUAAGCUCCAGUGAUGUAAAUGUGUAGGUGAACAAAAUAAUUUUUUUUUUUUACAUUUAGAUCUCAACUGUUGUGAGUGAGGCAUCUAUAUGGUACUGGGGUAUCAACUACUUUCUUUUAUGUAUAGUAUGCUAUUAUUGUGCCUCAAGGGCAAUGUAUUGUUAUCAGCAUAUAUAGAAGUGAAAUGAUUAAUUGAAGGAUUGAAAAAUUACUAUGAAUUGUUUUGGUCCAUAAAAGGAUUACAUUCUAA
This is a messenger RNA of Biomphalaria glabrata, 4621 nucleotides long. Its product is annotated as zinc finger protein 345-like. Gene Ontology annotation, biological process: regulation of transcription by RNA polymerase II. Bases 857 to 3526 code for a protein of 889 amino acids. Gene Ontology annotation, molecular function: DNA-binding transcription factor activity; RNA polymerase II cis-regulatory region sequence-specific DNA binding. The transcript is spliced from 4 exons. Lineage: Eukaryota; Metazoa; Mollusca; Gastropoda; Planorbidae. The record is from RefSeq and is a predicted model, not a curated record.